Messenger RNA from Musca vetustissima, 374 nucleotides. RefSeq lists its product as uncharacterized. The record is from RefSeq and is a predicted model, not a curated record. The transcript has a single exon. NCBI's taxonomy places the organism in Eukaryota, Metazoa, Arthropoda, Insecta, Diptera, Muscidae. The coding region runs from base 17 to 367 and encodes 116 amino acids.
AAUUCUAAAAUACAAAAUGUCUCGCGAAAAUUCCCCACGUCAUAGCGCUAGACGUUUAGCCAGAGAUCCACAACCGCAUCCAACGUCACAGCACAAUCAACAACAACAGCAGCAUUUCUCACCCGUUCAUCAGCCACGCAUAAUGGAACAUUCGCCAGCCGGAAGAGGAAAUAAUGCCGGUGCCAAUAUGGCCAAUGCCGGCACUGGACUCAUAUCAAAUUCAGCUUCCAAUAUAACCACCGUUCACGAAGAUGGCAGCGAGGAUAAUCCCAUGCUGCCACCUUUGACCGGUUCGGGACCAAGUCGACAACGUUCAUUAAGAGAUCGUCUUAAGGACGGCAUAACCGGCAGUUUUUCAUGGCAGUAAGUGAAAA